Molecule: messenger RNA, 1230 nt
Organism: Sorex fumeus (smoky shrew)
Lineage: Eukaryota; Metazoa; Chordata; Mammalia; Eulipotyphla; Soricidae
Product: corticosteroid-binding globulin-like
Exons: 4
Coding region: 1-1230 (409 amino acids)
Biological process (GO): negative regulation of endopeptidase activity
Molecular function (GO): serine-type endopeptidase inhibitor activity
Source: RefSeq, a predicted model, not a curated record
AUGUUGCUCGCCUCCUACGCCUCCCUCCUCUGUCUGCUUCUCAAGGGCUUUCAGACCACAGAGGCUACAACCAGCAACGACAGCCCUUUUCGGCGCCUGGCUCCAAACAAUGCUGACUUUGCCUUCCGUGUUUUUAAGAACCUAACAACCUUGAAUCCCAACAAGGACGUCUUGAUCUCCCCUAUUAGCAUUUCUAUGACCUUGUCUAUGCUGACUCUGGGUGCUGGCAGCUACUCAAGCAGUGAGCUGUUUAAAAGCCUUGGCUUUGACUUCUUCGGUGAAGUACCGGAAUUUGAUAUUCAUAAGAGUUUCCAGGAACUUUAUACACUGCUCAGGAUGUCAGACAGCAGUUUGAAAAUGAUCAUGGGCAGCACCUUGUUCCACAAUGAGACCCUGAAUAUCUGGAAGGUAUUCCCAGUCCACGCCCGCCACUACUACGGGUUGCAAGACGUGACGUUAGAUUUCCAGGCCUCGACAAAACCCAGCAGUCAAGUCAACGAGUAUCUGAAGAAGGAAACACAGGGGGGAUCCUCAGACUUAUUCUUAGAGAUCGAGAGCCCAGACACCCUCAUCCUGAUCAAUUAUGUCUUCUUCUCAGGCACAUGGGAAAAGGCCUUCAACCCAGAAGACACCAGGAUGGAGGACUUCUUUUUGAAUGAAAAGACUGUGGUGAAGGUGCCCAUGAUGUUCCAAUUCAAUGAAAUCAAGUACCUGUAUGACUCGGAGUUGAAAUGCAUGCUGGUGAAACUGGAGUACAUGGGCAACGGUGCUGCCUUCUUCAUCCUCCCCGAUAACAAGAAUACAGACAUGAUCAUCCAGUCGCUGAGCCGAGACAGACUUGCUAAGUGGGACAUGUCCUUGGUCACCAGCAGCAAAGUAAACCUCUACAUCCCCAAACUCACCCUGUCUGGCACUAAUGACCUCGGGGAGAUCCUGAAGGCCCUGGGCCUUGAAGAUUUAAAGACCAACCAUACAGAUGCGUCCAAAAACAUGAACGCAGUCCAGAAAUUGACAGAUAUGAUAUACAAGGCCAAUCUGCAGCUCAGUGAGGCUGGCAAGGAAGCUCCCAAUACCUUCAGCUAUAUAGAAGGCCGCAAGGCUCCAGAAAUUCGCUUCAACCGUCCCUUUAUCAUCAUGGCCUUCGACCAUACCUCAUGGAGCAGCGUUUUCCUGGGCAAGAUCAUUAACCCACAGAACCACAUGGCCAUAGGAAGCCAUGAUGCCCACUAA